ACAUAGAGUAAUGGAGGAGGGGAGAGGGAGAUGGCCCAUCUCCUCCUCCUCCGCUCACCUUCCAGCUUGAAGGUUUCUCUCUGAAUCGAUCGGAUCAAUCAAGGAGGAGGUUGAGCAAUUCCUGACAGGGACAGAUCGGAAAAGCUCAUAGCUUUCGUUGUUUGAUCUGUUCCUGCUUUUCGAUUGGAAAAUUGGGAGGGGAGGAAGGUGAUAGCCAUUGAGGUGGUGGCAUUUGCUGUCACCACCUUUAGCUAUCGCCUUCCUCUUCCUCGUCUUCCUCCUCUUGCUCUGCCCACAGCCCAGCUUCUUUCUUCCAUACAGCAGCAACAGGGCGGCACAAAUAGGUAGCAACCCGCCAUGGCGAUGGUGCUGGACUCCUUCGUCAAGCGAUGCACGGCGUCGCUGGAGGACUUCGUGGGGCAGGAGGCGUGCGCCGCCCUCGGCAUCGGGGACGACGUGCGGUGCCUCCUGGCGACGCUCCAGCGCGUCCAGGCCAUCGUCUCCCACGAGGAGCGCAGCAGGGUGCUGAGCGCCAAGAUCGACGGCUGGGUGGCUCAGGUGAAGGACGCCAUGUACGACGCCGACGACGUCCUCGACGUCUCCAUGAUCGAGGGAGGCAAGAUGCUCGCCGAGGACAGCCCGCCGACGCGCAGGCCGCGGUGCUCCCUCAUCUUCUCCUGCUUCAGGCCCGCGUCGGCCCCGAGGUUCCACCACGAGAUUGGGUUCAGAUUCAGGGAGAUCGAUGCUCGGCUGGUUGAAAUCGAGCCUGAGAUGCCCAGCCUCCCCGCAGGAUCGGCGCACCCUGAAUCAACAAGGGAAUGGUUCAGUAAGAGCAUCAUCUGUGGCAAGUGCUCUGACGCCAUUAAGCCACAUGCAGUUGGGACACAAGUUCAGAAAUCUCUGGAUGGCCUUGUGCCUAGGAUGAUUAGAGAGGGCAAGAAGAAGGUGGAUGUCUUUGCCAUUGUCGGUGCUGUGGGGAUUGGCAAGACAACACUUGCGAGGGAGAUAUACAACGACGAGAGGAUGGCCGAAACUUUCCCAAUUCGCGUGUGGGUGAAGAUGUCCAGGGAUUUGACGGAUGUGGAUUUCUUGAGGAAGAUCAUCAUCGGUGCCGGUGGUGGCGCUAAUGCUCGGGAGAUUGGGAGCAAGAAGGAGCUCCUUGGGCACCUCAGUUCUGCUCUUUCGAAGAGGUUCCUCAUUGUAUUGGAUGACUUGGACAACCCAGGUAUAUGGGAUGAUCUGCUCAAAGAUCCACUGGGAGAUGGUGUGGCCAGAGGCAGGAUACUGAUCACAACACGGAAUGAACAAGUGGCAGCAAACAUGAAGGCUAUUGUUCACCGCACUGACAAAAUGGAUGCAGAGAAUGGCUGGGCACUAUUGUGUAGGCAAGUCCUCCCAGGGUGUAGUUCAGAAGAGCUUGCGGUACUGAAGGAUGUCGGGGUGAAGAUCGCAGAGAGAUGUGAUGGCCACCCUCUAGCAAUCAAGUUGAUUGCAGGUGUCCUGAGGUCCAGAGGCAAGAGCAAGGCUGAGUGGGAGAUGGUUCUGAAAAGCGAUGCUUGGUCCAUGCGACCAUUUAUUCAAGAGCUGCCUCAAGCUCUCUACUUGAGUUACGUUGAUCUGCCUUCUCAAUUAAAGGAGUGUUUCCUCCAUUGCUCUUUGUAUCCAGAAGAACUGCCCAUUCAGAGGUUUGGUCUUAUCAGACAUUGGAUUGCUGAAGGCCUUGUAAAUGACACAGAGACCAAGUUGCUAGAAGACUCUGCUGAAGAGUACUAUGCAGAAUUGAUAAGCAGAAACCUGUUACAGCCUGAUACUGAUAACCUUGAGCAGUGCUGGAUAACGCAUGAUCUUCUUCGCUCGCUAGCACGCUUUCUGAUAACAGAUGAGAGUAUCUUAGUGAAUGGCCAACAGAGGUUUAGCACAGGCCCACUGUCCUCAUUGUCAAAGCCACGGCACCUGACAUUGUGGAACAUGGAAAGCGGAUUGGAGGAUCCAAUUUCAGUAAAGCAGCAGAUGAGCCUAAGGUCAUUGAUGCUCUUCAAUAGCCCUAAUGUCAGAUCAAUAGAUAAUCUCAUCGAGUCAGCAUCAUGCCUGCGUGUCUUGGAUCUGAGCAAGACAGCAUUAGAUGCCCUCCCAAAGUCCAUUGGUAAUCUGCUUCAUUUGAGGUACCUCAAUCUUGAUGAAACUCAUGUCAGAGAUAUACCCUCUUCCAUUGGCUUUCUCAUAAACUUGGAGACCUUGAGCCUUCAGAAUUGCCAGCGAUUGCAGAAACUUCCUUGGACUAUCAGGGCAUUGCUACAGCUUAGAUGCCUUUCGCUCACAGGAACUUCCCUUAGUUACGUACCAAAGGGUGUUGGUGAUUUGAAGCAUCUGAAUUAUCUUGCCGGUUUAAUCAUUGGUCAUGACAACAGUGCACCUGAGGGUUGUGAUUUAGAUGACCUACAGACUUUGUCAGAAUUAAGGCACCUUCAUAUAGAGAACCUGGAUAGAGCUACUUCAGGCGCUGCUGCACUUGCAAACAAGCCAUUCCUCAAGGAUCUACAGCUCUGUGAGCAGGCACCAUUGAUAGAGGAGCAGCAAUCUGAACAAGAACAAGACAAUCAAGAAGACAAAAAGGAAACAGAAGAAGAGAAGGAAGUAUUUGAUGUAACCAGUAGCCAAUCUGGUAGGGAGGAAUCAAUAAAAGUAAGUGAAAAGAUAUGGAACGAACUCACCCCACCCCAGAGCAUUGAGAAACUAGUAAUUAAGAACUACAGAGGUGGAAACUUUCCAAACUGGAUGACAAGUCCCAAGUUGAGCAUAUCAUUCCCUAGUCUUGUGUACCUGAAUAUUGACAACUGCAUGUCAUGCACGGCACUUCCUGCUCUUGGCCUCCUAAACCAACUCCAAUCCCUCCAAAUUUCCAAUGCUGACUCACUCAUCACCAUUGGUUCUGAAUUCCUCAGCACUGCUACAUCGACAUCGCCCACUACUUCCUUCCCCAAGCUUGAGGUGUUAAAGCUGAAAAAUAUGAAGAAGUUGGAAGUGUGGUCAUUAGCUGUGGAAGAGAAUCAGAUAUUGUUACCUUCUCUUAAAUCACUGCACAUAGAGUUUUGCCCCAAACUUAAAGCUCUACCAGAAGGACUGAAGAAUGUUGUGAUGCGUGAGCUUUAUGUCGAGGGUGCUUAUAGCCUAACUGAAAUAAAGAACCUGCCGAGAUUAUGUGAUAAUCUUGAACUCAAAGACAACAGAGCACUUCAGAAGAUCUCUAGCUUGCCUUUACUUCAGUCUCUCACUAUUGACAACUGCCCGAAGCUGAAGCAUGUUUCAGGUGUUGACACAUUGCAGCAUCUCAGACUGGUGUUCCCUCCAUCCACGGAGACAUUCUACUUUGAUGAGCUGAUCAUCUUUUGGAGUAUUGCGUUCCCACGGUGGCUAGAGCAGCUGAUGCAUAAGCACAACGGACUGCGCCGUUUCGAGCUUCAGUGCAGCCUCCCAUUACUCAGGAGCUGCCUGGAUGGUGGCAAGAAUUGGAACAUCGUUCAGCAGAUCCCCGAGGUCCGCAUUACCAGCACCGAUGGCAAGAGGUACAUCCGGUACAACAAACGCCGCUGCAUCUACGAAACGAAUGCUCAAUCUGAAGACUGAAGCCUUCGUGAGAGUCCCAAUGCAGUAUGUUUUUUUUUUCACCUUCACUGUGCUGUUCAUCCUGUCAUGGUUCUCUUGUUCAGUUAUGUGGUGAUUUUACUCGCAGAAGUGUAUAUUUGGUUCUCUUGGCCAUUGAUUGGUUUGGUUUGUUACAAGG
Messenger RNA from Oryza brachyantha (malo sina), 3781 nucleotides. Its product is annotated as putative disease resistance RPP13-like protein 1. The record is from RefSeq and is a predicted model, not a curated record. Gene Ontology annotation, biological process: defense response to other organism. Lineage: Eukaryota; Viridiplantae; Streptophyta; Magnoliopsida; Poales; Poaceae. Gene Ontology annotation, molecular function: ADP binding. The transcript is spliced from 2 exons. Bases 358 to 3624 code for a protein of 1088 amino acids.